GGAAACUUUGGAAAAGCAAAAUAUUUCGUUUGAUGAAAUAUAGGUGAAAUAUUUCACCAAACAGUGAUUAAACGUAAAAACGGUGAAAACACUGAUAAUUUUUAAAAUUCUGACAAGCACGGUAGCUUCGAUAACAUGAGUGAUACACCCGAACUAAUCGAGGUUGGUUCUGAAAUCAGCUUCCGGAAGUCGCAAGGGAUCACCGAUGAAAAGCUUAAGCGCAAAUCGCAACAUCCGGUCCGCCAAGAGUUCGAUUCCGUUGACGAUGGAUUCGAAUGUCGACAUUGCGGUUGGAAAACGACUCGAAUGAACGCAACCCGGAUGGUGAGGCACAUUAUCAAAUCGUGUCCGGAGGUUCCGCCCAAGCUUCGAGACCAGAUGAUAGAGCUAAAGCAGAGAACAGAGGACAAGUCAAAGGAAUUUAAUCUGAAACACAAAAAGAACAUGCACAAUCUGUUUCACGUAGAUAAAAAUGAUGACAGCAAAAGGAUUUGUAUAUUUUGCCAGUGGAGCACCGUUCGGAAUUUGACUCGCAUGCGGAACCACAUUCUGAACGUCUGUAAUAAGGUACCAGAGGAAGUUCAGAGACAUUUUCUGUCCCACAGUGAAGAACCAGAAGUUGAGGAAUUGGAUUCUUCGGAACCGCCUUCGUUUCAGGUUGUGAACGUUGAAGACGAAGGCGAUUGGGAUGAGCAAUUGACAGAAAUUCAGGUCAUCAAUGCAGCUGAAAUAACGCCGGAGAAAUGUUCCGAAGAUGAGGGCAAUGACUAUGAACCGGUGCAGGAGUUAAUGGAGCGUUGCUGCAGUUGGUGUGGUACCGUUUUGGCGGAUGGAAGAAGUGAAAUACUGGAAGGAAGUGAAGUUUUCUGUUCAUCGGAUUGCUACAAGAGUAAGCACCCCGAGAAAGAACUCACUCCUCCAGGAGAAAAUCGCAAAAGGUCUAGUAGUGUCCUUGCCCAUAAUGAGUCUACGGAUAAUCAAGAGCCAGCAAAGAAGUUCAAGUACGUUUUGAUCAGGCGAAACCGGAAUACGGUCAUGCCUGUACUUGUGAAAGAGGAAACUGCCCAAUCAGAGCCCAUUCCGGAUUUUCCAUGGAAACAAAUUGGUGCCGAAAACACGUUAGAGGAUCAUGGUUUUCACCAUUCGAAGCAGAUACAUGAAUCUGGAGCAGAGGGCGAACGGAUUGAGCCAGAUCUUCAUUUGGCAAACACCACACCUGUGAAAGUCAUUGUGCAGAAAGAUGUUCCAGAAUGUAGCACACCGAAAUCGACUUCAGUCGUUAACAAUCCUAGUAUAUUGCUAUCUACACCGGAAAAGGCACCAUUGCAUUUGUCGAAUCCCGCGGCACGGAUGGCCAUCAUUCCCAAGGUUUACGCUGGAAAAGCUCCAUCUACGAUGGCCUAUAGAUCGCCAGUUCAACGGGGACAGGCAGAGGAAGGUUCCUGUCAUUCGUACGCCGGAGGUCACGUUUACCCGCAGGAAGAUGUGCGCUCGGCCGACCACAAACUUCAGUGGACCAAAGCUGUUAUCUCGCGACCUGCCCCUCAAUUUGAAGCUACAGCCGUCGUCGAUGGCGCCUUCAAGAAGAUCAAACUGUCCGACUACCGGGGCAAAUAUCUGGUGUUCUUUUUCUACCCGUUGGACUUCACAUUCGUCUGCCCGACGGAGAUUUUAGCUUUCUCGGAUCGAGCCAAGGAGUUCAGGAAGAUGAACGCCGAAGUUAUUGCUGCCAGUAUUGAUUCCCACUUUACCCAUCUGGCUUGGAUCAACACUCCUCGGAAAGAAGGCGGUCUGGGCAAGAUAAACAUCCCACUGGUCAGCGAUAUCACUCACAGUAUUGCCAAGGACUAUGGAGUGUACUUGGACGAUUUGGGCCAUACUUUAAGAGGACUGUUCAUCAUCGACGAUCGUGGCAUCCUGCGGCAGAUCACCAUGAACGACUUGCCGGUGGGACGUUCGGUCGACGAAACGUUGAGGCUGGUGCAAGCAUUCCAGUACACUGACAAGCACGGCGAGGUAUGCCCGGCCGGUUGGAAACCGGGACAAGAUACGAUUGUGCCAAACCCAGCGGAGAAAAUCAAGUAUUUCGAGAAAAAUCAUUAGUGUAAAUGAAUGUGCUAAUGAAACGUCGUUUCGUCCAAAACA
Molecule: messenger RNA, 2145 nt
Organism: Uranotaenia lowii
Lineage: Eukaryota; Metazoa; Arthropoda; Insecta; Diptera; Culicidae
Product: peroxiredoxin-2-like
Exons: 5
Coding region: 136-2103 (655 amino acids)
Biological process (GO): cellular response to stress; response to oxidative stress; hydrogen peroxide catabolic process
Cellular component (GO): cytosol; endoplasmic reticulum
Molecular function (GO): thioredoxin peroxidase activity
Source: RefSeq, a predicted model, not a curated record